Messenger RNA from Papilio machaon (common yellow swallowtail), 2047 nucleotides. RefSeq names its product diacylglycerol O-acyltransferase 1 (gene mdy). Lineage: Eukaryota; Metazoa; Arthropoda; Insecta; Lepidoptera; Papilionidae. Gene Ontology annotation, biological process: triglyceride biosynthetic process. Gene Ontology annotation, cellular component: endoplasmic reticulum membrane. Bases 438 to 1919 code for a protein of 493 amino acids. Gene Ontology annotation, molecular function: diacylglycerol O-acyltransferase activity. The record is from RefSeq and is a predicted model, not a curated record. The transcript has 12 exons.
ACUAUUCUCGUGACAUAAAUUGGCAUAAAUCUCCAAGGUCGACGAUUAUCAUUCAUCUCGCUCCAUUCACGGUCCAAUCAAUUUGUAUGUGUGUAAAUUUAUUAUUUUUACGGAAGAUGUGGUGGAUAAACGGUAGUCGCUGAUUUUCUUCCACGCACCCUCCGGUUAGACCCGGAGAUAUCGAAUAUUAAAUCCAUAGCCCGAAUACGUAGGCUAUGUAAGUAAACACAAAAUCUUUGGAGCUAACCCUGUUGGUAGUCCUCUGCCCUACUUGCUAAAGCGUAAUUAAAUGUUGAAAAAAUUAGAAGUUUUACUUUAGCUGUGAAGGUAGAACCCAGUAAACUAUAUAUGUAUUCUAGGUGACAACUAACAAUGUACAAAGUCCUGAUUGCAUUUUUCCUGUUUAAAGUUUCAGUGUAGUGUUUGAAAUUAGAAAAAUGACUACAGAGGCUGAAGAAAAAGCUCUACGUUACAGAAGGGCUCAAAGUGUGACUAGGGCUGAAGAAAUAACAGAAAAAGAGAAGAAAGCUAGAAGACUGCAAGUAGAUAAACCAUGCCAUAAACCAAGAGAUUCUCUAUUCUCAUGGAGUUCAGAGUUCACAAACUUUACUGGUCUCGUAAACUGGGGAUUUUUGAUGCUAACUAUUGGUGGCUUACGACUGUGCCUUGAAAACUUUUUGAAGUAUGGAAUAUUAGUUAAUCCUCUGGAAUGGAUCAUUGUAUUAACUGGUUAUAGUGAAGGACGCACACAGCAGUAUCCUUCUAUCAUUUUACUUAUAUUUAGUGUGGUGCCAGUUGUUAUCAGUUUGAUUAUUGAAAGAGCUAUUUCAGUUGAUAUACUUAGUGAUAAAAUAGGCAUCAGCCUGCAGAUUUCAAAUAUUGUAUUCCUGAUAAGCUUGCCUGUGGUUGUGCUGCAUUUUAGAAGCCAGGAUUUUAGUUUUGUGGGAAUCACAACUGUUUGUAUGAUAUACCUGAUUUUGUUUUUAAAAUUAUGGAGCUAUUGCCAUACUAAUUACUGGUGUCGAAGCAGUCUCAGAGCAAAGCCUAAGAAGACCAAACUGCGGAGACAAAGUCUUUCAGCACCUAAUUACAAUGAACUCAUGAACGCGGAACAUGAGCAAAGCUUAGACGAUGAGAAGAGUGAGCUGGCGGCGGUCGGUCUCGUGCAGUAUCCGGACAAUCUGAACCUCAAAGACUUGUUAUACUUUUUGUUUGCACCCACACUUUGCUAUGAGUUGAAUUUCCCGCGCACCACACGUAUCAGAAAACGAUUUCUUAUUAAAAGGAUUGUUGAAGUUGUUUUCGGUGUGAAUCUUGUUAUGGCGUUAUUCCAACAAUGGAUGAUACCAACUGUAACGAACAGUGUACAUCAGUUUUCCGAAAUGAAUAUGAUUAAAAUGGCGGAACGGUUAUUGAAAUUAGCGGUACCAAACCAUUUGAUAUGGUUGUGUUUCUUUUAUCUUACGUUCCAUUCAUUUUUAAACUUGAUGGGUGAACUGUUACACUUUGCGGACCGCAACUUCUACAACGACUGGUGGAACGCCAACAACAUCGCCACGUUCUGGAGCUCGUGGAACAGGCCCGUGCACAUGUGGGCGUUGAGACACGUCUACAUUCCUAUCACAGACCGGGGCUACGGCAAAUCCAACGCCAGUAUUGUUGUCUUCUUUUUAUCAGCUUUCUUCCAUGAGUAUCUGGUGAGUGUACCACUCCAGAUGUUCAGAAUCUGGGCGUUUCUGGGUAUGAUGGCGCAGCCCCCGCUGUCGAUUAUCUCUCGCUUUGCGGAGGUGCGGCUGGGCCCGCGCUGGGGGAACAUCAUCGUGUGGAGCUCGCUCAUACUUGGUCAGCCGCUCGCCAUCAUGAUGUACUACCACGACUACGCUCUCACUCACACACUCAAAACACCAGCAGUUAUAUAAUCUACUAACAAAAAUAUGCUCCAAACUUACUUGCCUUCUUUCAAUAUUAAGAAGUCAAACCAAGCAUACAUUUUGUCCUUGAUAUUUUGUUGAAAUUUUUUUCUUUUAGAUAUAAGUUAAAAAUUUAU